UAAUGGCUUGACACAGAAAGAAACAGAAGGAAGGAAGGAAGGGGGAAUUGUAGAGAGGAGAAAUUAAUCAAACUAUCUAUCUAUCCUUCUAUACUUCAACCUUCCUUCUUGGACAUUUGGCACAAAGGCCACUUCCAUUUCAUAAAUCUCUUAUAUAUAUAUAUAUAUAUAUAUAUAUAUAUAUAUUGUGUUAAUUUUCUUCAUGCAAAGAUACUCAUAGGCAAUUGGGGUUUUUGAUCACACUAUAAGCACAUUUCUCUUAGUUAUUAUAACUUUCCUUGGUGUGCUCUUCAAUAAGGGGUGCGACAAUUUUCAGGUGAAAUUCAACCAAUUUUGAAGCUCCAAUAAAUUAGUACAAUCAAUAACUUGAUCGUCAAGAAAUUGAGAAAGGACUAAUCAUCCUAAAAAGAAAGAAUGUCACAAAGCACAUUAAAGAGAGCCAUAGGGGCAGUAAAGGAUCAAACAAGCAUAGGCCUAGCAAAGGUAGGAAGCAGCACAUCACUUGCUGAUCUUGAAGUUGCCAUUGUAAAAGCAACAAAACACAAUGAAAAUCCAGCUGAAGAGAAACACAUAAGAGAGAUUCUUAGCUUAACAUGUUACUCACGUGCAUUCAUAAGUGCUUGUGUAAAUAAUCUCUCUAAGCGUUUGAGCAAGACAAGUAGUUGGACAGUUGCUUUGAAAACACUUGUUUUGAUUCAAAGGUUGUUGUCAGAUGGUGAUCCUGCUUAUGAGCAAGAAAUAUUCUUCUCAACUCGGCAAGGGACUCGCCUUCUCAACAUGUCCGAUUUUAGGGACACGUCCAAGUCGAAUUCGUGGGACUUCUCUUCAUUUGUACGAACUUACGCUUUGUAUCUCGAUGAAAGGAUUGAGUACAAGAUGCAACAUAAGCGCGGGAGGCGUAGUAGGUUUGCUUAUGACGAGGAGGAGGAGGAGGAGGGAGAAGGGGUUAUGAGAUCUACAUCGUUGUAUGAAAUGAGGUCUGAACUAUUAUUUUCCAAAAUGCAGCACUUGCAAUUGUUGCUUGAAAGAUUUUUGGCUUGCCGUCCCACAGGGAGAGCAAAGUCUCAUCGAAUUGUGAUAGUGGCACUCUACCCAAUUGUGAAGGAGAGUUUUCAAACAUAUCAUGACAUGACAGAAAUACUAGGUAUCUUCAUCGAUCGCUUCACCGACAUGGAGGUACCAGAUUGCAUUAAGGUGUAUGACAUGUUCUGCCGUGUCGGAAAACAGUACGAUGAACUAGACCUGUUUUACAGCUGGUCUAAAAGUAUUGGAAUCGCACGUUCGUCCGAGUAUCCAGAGAUUGAGAGAGUCACAACAAAGAAGUUAGAGCUCAUUGAUCAGUUCAUCAAAGACAAGUCUCUCAUAGCACAAACCAAGAAGCUUAAUGCACAAGAAGAAAAGAACAAUGAAACAAAUGAAGAAGAAAAAGGAGAACUACAAGAGGAUAAUGAAAUCAAAGCACUUCCACCACCAGAAGAAUUCAAUGAGGAACAAACAGGGGAAGUAAAAGAAGAACAAGAUUCAAAAGAAGAAAAAACAGUGCAAACAGAAGGUGAUUUAUUAGACUUACGUGACAGCAUGGUGACAAAACAAGAGUAUGAUGGAAACAAACUAGCAUUGGCAUUAUUUGAUGGUGAAGCACAAACAACAAGUACUACACAAGCUCUUCCAUGGCAUGCUUUUGAUGAUGCUGCAGAUUGGGAAACAACACUAGUUCAAUCAAGUAGUAACUUGCCAAACCAAAAACCAUCAUUAGGUGGUGGAUUUGAUUCAUUGUUGCUGGAUAGUAUGUAUAAACAAUCAUCAACAAAUGCAUCUAUGCAAGGAAUAAGUGGUUAUGGAAGUGCUAGCAGUUUUGCAAAAAGGUCAGAAGCAAUGUUAGCAUUGCCAGCACCACAGUCAUCGAGGAGUAGUUCAAGUUUAGAAACUGAAGAUCCAUUUGCAGCAUCAAGGGUUGUGGCACCACCAGCUUAUGUGCAAAUGUCAGAGAUUGAGAAGAAACAAAGGUUAUUAGCAGAGGAACAAGCAAUGUGGCAGCAAUAUGCAAGAAGUGGCAGCAUGAAUGGACAAGUUUCAUUUACAACACAACAACAACCUAAUAAUUUCUACAUGGGAGGGUUUCCACAAAAUUAUGGGAACUAUUAUCAUUAACUAGGAAUAAUUUUUUAUAGUUUGAACUUACCCAACUCCCCCUUCUUUCCAAGGUGAAGAAAAUUUUAAUUGGACAGCUAGAAGAUCUUGUUUAUAAGCUUCUUGCAAUUUUUUGUAACACACAAAAGUGAAAUGAAGUCCAACAUUAUUACACAUUGUAUUGA
Messenger RNA from Cicer arietinum (chickpea), 2315 nucleotides. The record is from RefSeq and is a predicted model, not a curated record. Lineage: Eukaryota; Viridiplantae; Streptophyta; Magnoliopsida; Fabales; Fabaceae.